Molecule: messenger RNA, 861 nt
Organism: Aspergillus calidoustus
Lineage: Eukaryota; Fungi; Ascomycota; Eurotiomycetes; Eurotiales; Aspergillaceae
Source: the annotation of a GenBank genome assembly
AUGGCCAAGGCAGCUACCCUUACGAUCGUUGAAGCAGAAAAUAUUGUCCCGGUUGGCUCCAUCGACCCCAAUGACGUUGACCUACCCGGAAUUUUCGUGGACCGAAUUGUCCCCGCCACUAGCGAGAAGCACAUUGAGAUUCUAAAGCUUCGCGAGGCCAAGACAGAAGGCUCAGAAUCGCUGGCUCAAUCACCCGCCAUAACCGAGCGAAACCGAAUUGCAAAGAGAGCGGCCAAAGAGCUCAAACAAGGAUACUAUGUCAACCUGGGUGUUGGAAUUCCUACCCUCGCACCCUCAAUGUUGCCAGAGGGAGUCAAAGUAUGGAUUCAAUCAGAGAAUGGAAUUCUCGGAAUGGGUCCGUAUCCGACCGAAGAUGAGGUUGAUCCGGACAUCAUAAACGCUGGCAAAGAAACUGUAACACUCAUGCCGGGUGCGGCCACCUUUGACAGCACCGAGUCAUUCGGAAUGAUCCGAGGAGGACACGUCGAUGUAUCUAUCCUAGGCGCUCUGCAAGUGAGCGCCAACGGCGAUCUAGCGAACUACAUGAUCCCUGGAAAAGUGUUCAAGGGCAUGGGCGGGGCUAUGGACCUGAUAUCCAACCCCGACCAGACCAAGAUCGUCGUCGCCACCAGCCAUACCGCAAAGGAUGGUUCCCCCAAAAUCGUGUCCGAGUGCGCCCUUCCGCUGACUGGUGCAAACUGUGUUAGCACCAUCAUUACGGAACUGUGUGUCUUCCAGGUUAAUCGCAAGAAGGGUGAGCUCACUUUGACUGAGCUUGCUCCGGGCGUAGAGGUCGAGGAGAUCAAGGAGAAGACCGGGGCUCCGUUCCAUAUUGCGGAGCAACUGGCUGUUAUGGAGUGA